CAUCCUUUUCUUUUACAUACCCUCUCUUUACUUAAUUCUAUAUAAAUCCCCUGGUUGCUUCAACUAUGCACAUACUGAGAUUACUAUUAUAAAUUAUCUAUGGCUAAAAAGAUGAUGGUUCUUCCUCUUUUCUUCGCCUUCUCCUUCCUUGCAGCCUCCCUUUCCGAUGCUCUUGUCCAAGACUUUUGCGUCGCCGACCUCAUGUCUGCUGAUACCCCUUCUGGCUUCCCUUGCAAGAAGGCGUCCCUUGUCACAGAAAAAGACUUUGUCUUUUCGGGUCUUGGUGUUGCUGGCAACACUUCAAACCUCAUUAAGGCUGCAGUGACACCCGCCUUCACUGCCCAAUUCCCGGGUGUGAAUGGCCUUGGAGUCUCUCUAGCUCGCCUCGACAUAGCAGUAGGCGGAGUGAUACCAAUGCACACUCACCCUGCCGGAUCCGAAAUUCUGCUUGUGGUCGAAGGUGUGAUCUGUGCUGGGUUUGUUUCUUCGGCGAAUACUGUAUACUUCAAAACACUGAACAAAGGUGACAUUAUGAUAUUCCCUCAAGGACUGCUGCAUUUUCAAAUAAACUCUGGCAAAACCGCUGCUCUUGGGUUUGUCAGCUUCAGUAGCCCUAACCCUGGGCUACAAAUUUUGGAUUUCGCCUUGUUUGGCAAUGAGUUGCCAACUGAUAUCGUCGCGAAAACAACAUUCUUGGACCCUGUUACUAUCAAGAAGUUGAAGGGUGUUUUGGGUGGAAGUGGCUAAGAGAUUUUGAGAAUGAGAUUGGUUUUUAUUAGAGCUUGGUUUUCAUUGUUAAGGUUUCUUCAUGUGUGUUUGUUCGUGUAAUUUGAGGGUAUGUGUUUGUACUGCUUUAGGUUUUGGAUGGUUAACUGUCCACUCAAUCAUCAUAUCAUGUGUUUGGUGAUUGUAUGAUUGUUGUAUGGUGUAGUUUGUAAGGUUAUAUUAUCCAUUGAUGUUUUCUUACCCUAAUUUUUUAGAAUAAGAGAAGUAACAAGUACUUUUUCGUUUUUUAA
Messenger RNA from Cucumis sativus (cucumber), 1016 nucleotides. RefSeq names its product auxin-binding protein ABP19a. Gene Ontology annotation, molecular function: manganese ion binding. Gene Ontology annotation, cellular component: cell wall. NCBI's taxonomy places the organism in Eukaryota, Viridiplantae, Streptophyta, Magnoliopsida, Cucurbitales, Cucurbitaceae. The record is from RefSeq and is a predicted model, not a curated record. Bases 100 to 747 code for a protein of 215 amino acids. The transcript has 2 exons.